Molecule: messenger RNA, 1792 nt
Organism: Lutzomyia longipalpis
Lineage: Eukaryota; Metazoa; Arthropoda; Insecta; Diptera; Psychodidae
Gene: I-2
Product: protein phosphatase inhibitor 2
Exons: 4
Coding region: 285-857 (190 amino acids)
Biological process (GO): regulation of signal transduction
Molecular function (GO): protein phosphatase inhibitor activity
Source: RefSeq, a predicted model, not a curated record
UAAAAUUGGCACCUUAGCGAAGAGGAAGAAGAAGAAAUGUGAAUUCUUGGUGAGAUUUACAAAAUUUCCCGUGAAAAUUCGUUUUUAGCGCAUUGUGAAGUGAAUCUGGGCUUUUGUGGAUAAAUCUCCAGGAGACGCACAAUGUGUAGAGGCUGCUAAGCAAGGAGGGAUCGAUGGUAUUUCUAAGAAUCAUCCAAGAGGUGUGUCUGAACUGAACAAGUGACGCCGGCGGUCUUUUUUUGGUGGAAGAAGAGGAAAAACAAACAAAAAAACCUGAAGAAAGGAUGUCGUGCAAUUCAUCGGGAGAAUCAGAGCCGAAGAAGCCAUGCAAGGGGAUCCUCAAGACGUCCAGCAGCUUCGACAAACAUUCCGUCACUGCAAUGCACCGGAAGAGCGCAAAGUUCGAUGAGCUGAAUGUCCUGCAGACGUACCAUCCGCCAGACAAGGACUAUGGGCACAUGAAGAUUGAAGAACCCAAAACCCCAUACAAUUACAUGGAUAACAGCAUCCACAAUCUCGAUGAAUUGGAUGCCGAAGUACUUGCUGAGAAGCUAAAGGCUGCCAGCGCAAGGACCUCAUCAUUCUCCAGUGAGGAUGACUCAGAAGAGGACACAGAACCAGAGACGGAGGAACAGAAAGCAAAACGACUGGAUUUUGAGUCAAGACGGAAGGCUCACUACAAAGAGUUUGAAGCUGUGAAAUUGGCAAGGAAGCUGAUAGAGGAGGAGGAGGAUGAUGAGGAUGACGAAGAGAGUCCAGGGGGUGACAAUAAGGCGCGGGAUAAGAAGGUGGAUCCCGAUGCCGGUGGGUCCUCCACAUCAACUGCUUCUUCCCAGAAAGAUACCACAAUUCCUUAGAUUUUUUUUAAACUACCAAUUUUUAAGGAUUAUAUAGCAAUGAGAGUAAAUGUAUUUUUUAACUUAUUUUUUAUCGGCUAAUUUAACAAAAAAAAAGUAUUUUUAAAAACAAAUGGAGAUUAAAAAGCUUUGUUUUCUCCCCUCUCUGAUACGUAAUUUUUUUUGUUUUAAUUUUUUUCGUGUGUAUGAAGCAAUUUUCUCUUCGUGCCAGAAAUAUAUUAAAAAAAAAAAAAACGUUUAAAAUUAAAAAAAAAAAUAACCGAGAGGUUUUACCAGCUCCAACACCAUAUUGCAGUGAUUUUUUUUUAAAUUAAUAUACUUUAACUCAAAGCUCAGAGUGUAAACGAACUUCCCUUUGUAUACCAUAAAGAAAGAUUAAUUAAUAAAAAAAAUAAAAUAAAUUGUGAGAAUUCCUUUUGGAAGGAAUUAAAAAAAAAACAAACUUGUAGAAAUAAUUAUACCAUAUUUUUGUAGCUGAUUUUUUUCUGCAUAAUGGAAUUUCUUCUUAAAUGAAAACAUUUUUUUCCUAUAGCUAUUAGUAGUUUUUUUUACCCGCUUAUUUUUGUGAAUACAGAAGGAAUAUUUAUAUAAAAUAUAAACAAUAAUUUUCACAUCGGGACUAUGCUUAAAAGAAAACAAUUUAAUAAAUAAAAUAUAGAGUUUUGUGCGAGUGAAGAAUAAGGCAAUUUUAAUAAAAAUAAGAUUUAAAAGGAUAAAAAAUUGUUGUUAAAAGAAAGGAGAUGAAACAUUUUAAUCAAAUGCUUUUAGAGACCACUUUAGCCACAAGCUUGUAAUUUUUAUUGUUAAAUUAAGAUGCAAGAGGGAGGGAAGUGAUGAGAAGGGGCAACAUGAUUGAAAUAAUAAUAAUUGUAUAAGAUUGGUGAUGUAAAUAAUAAUUUGAACAAUCAAUAUAAGGAUGAGUUUGAAGAGAAAAA